Messenger RNA from Rotaria sp. Silwood2, 1557 nucleotides. The record is from the annotation of a GenBank genome assembly. Lineage: Eukaryota; Metazoa; Rotifera; Eurotatoria; Philodinida; Philodinidae.
AUGAGUAGUCCACGUAAAUUUGCUGAAAAAAUUGCUCUCAUUCAACAGAAACAAGCGGAAGGUGAUGCAGCAUUUAAUACAAUUAUUUAUGAAGUUGAAGCUGCUAAACAAAGGGCUGAUCAUGUUUCAUCAAUAAAAAGUAAAUUGGAUGUACCUGCACGGAAAUAUGAAAUACCAAAUGGGAUAAAUGAUUCAGAUAGUAACAAUUAUAUUAAUCAACCUAUGAAACUUGAAAAUAGCAAUGGUUCCAAUCGAUUAUUGCUACCACCUGAUAAUUCAUCAUGGAGACGAACUCAUUCAGAUUCAUCUCUUCAUCAAACUGUGAUGCCACAAGUUAUUACACAUUAUCAUGCUCAACUUGAUAAUGAAGAUAAUAAUCAACAAUUAAAUUUUGAUAGCAAUGAUAUUAAAUAUGAAACAACUUCAUAUAAUCUUCAUAAUCAACCUCAUUAUUUACAAACAUUAAAUUCACAAUUUCAAUCACAAAAUUAUUAUGAUUUAAAUAAUAAUAAUUAUGCUAAUAAUGGAACAAAUAUUUUUUAUCCAUCAAUACAAACAUUAUCAGUACCACAACAAACUCUUAUACCUCCAACAAGUAAUACAGUUUUAAAUUCACGAUAUAGUGGUGGAAAUAAUAAUAAUUCAAACAUUCUUUUGUUACCACCAAAUCAACAUUCACGUGGUGGUGGUUCAUUGCCUGAUUUACGUGUUGACAGUCCGUAUAAUAAUCAACAAUUAUCAUCAUCAUCUACAACACAACAAUUUUUUCGUUCUUCUUCACCACAACAAAAUAGCGAUGGCGAUUUAUAUGUUUUGGGUCCACAACAACAAUCACCAUCAAGAAUAGGUCCAUUAAAACAAAGUCCAAGUAUGCGUCGACGUCAUAGUCCAAUUGGUGAUGUUAAACAAGCAUCACCACGUCGACAAAAUUCUCCGUCACCUGAUGUUUCUUCAACUCAACAAACUCUUCAUCGUAUUGAACCACAAAGUCCACAAUCUCAAUCAAGUUAUUCACCACAAAAUUCUCCUAAUUUUUUAUCAAGUCCCGGUAAUGAACUUACAUCAUAUUCAUCACAACAACAAUCUACAGAUAAUCAAAGUACUUAUUUUACAUUACCAAAUAAUUUGGAUCAGAUUACAUUGGAUAAUAAUUAUUAUGCUCAGCAACAACAACAACAGCCAUCUCCACCUUCAUCACAACAACAUAAUAAUUCAUCGUCAACAACAUCUAAUAUUCCAAAUGAUCUUCAACAACAAAGAAAUUUUUAUCAACCAUUUAUGGAUGAUAUGUCGUCAUCUUAUUGUCAUAAUCAACCGUCAAUGAAUAUGACAACAACCAAUCAGAAAAGUCCAACUAUUCCAAAUAUAAUUUUAACUGAUGUUGACAGUGCGAAAUUAGAUUUAUCGAAAGAAUUGGCCAAUGAUUUUUCAAAUCCAUUUGAUGGUUUACUUGAUGCAACUGAUUUACAGUUAAAUGCCGAUGAUUUUUUGCUCAAUGCGGCUGAUCUUUCCGUUGAUCCAAUUAAUUGUGAUGAUACAUUUUGUAUGGAGCGCUAA